This is a messenger RNA of Drosophila serrata, 1454 nucleotides long. RefSeq lists its product as uncharacterized. Gene Ontology annotation, cellular component: nucleus. The record is from RefSeq and is a predicted model, not a curated record. Gene Ontology annotation, molecular function: zinc ion binding. Gene Ontology annotation, biological process: regulation of gene expression. Lineage: Eukaryota; Metazoa; Arthropoda; Insecta; Diptera; Drosophilidae.
AGUGUGCGUGACAUGGAGCCAAGCUUAGAAAUGACAUUUCAGUGCCGGACUUGCGCCGGCGUCAUCUACCACACAAGGCCAAAGAAUCUCUUCAGCAUUGAGAACGCCACAAUGCUGCUAAACCUUGUACAGGUGACCGGCGCCGUGAUCAAUAAUGAUCCGGCGCUGCCCAGUUUUAUUUGUGGCUGCUGUCUGCACGACUUGAAGCUGGCCAUAGUGUUUCGGGAACGGUGCAUUCAAACGCAGAAGGAUCUGCUGCAGCGAGGCAAGAUUCCCAAAAGGGAAGUCUUUGAACAGGAGACAGGCGAUCAGGAGGAGGAGGUAGAGGAAUGUGAUCUCCAGCAGGAGGAGGACAACUAUGCCGCGGUACCCCCCGAUUCCCUUGAGGAGGAGGAUAAUUUCUUUGAUGAGUUCGACGCUUGUCUCGACGUCGGGGAAGAGCCAGCCGUAGCGGAAGAGGAGGCCGACACUUUGGAGGCAACUGUAACCGAAGAGUUCGAAACCAUUUACGAAACCAGCACCGAACCAGAAGAGUUUUUCAACCGCAUUUCGAAUUCUGAGGAUGAAGUCGAAGAGGACUGCUACACAGACGGCUCCUUUCCAAAUUCUUCCAGACAGCUUCAGCCGGACCCGGAGCCGGAUACCUCAGAAAAUGAGGGUGAACUCGAGCGAGACAGUUUUUCUGAUAACUCCUGUGCAGCCUCUCCCGUACAGCCCGCGUCAGUGAAGCAACGCGGCCGCCCACGUGGCAGCACAUCGAAGUCUGGAAGCGUUGACUUGGAUCCCAAGACGACAACCGCGAAGCCGAGAAAAAAGAAACCGUAUGUGACGUGGAAGAACAUGACCGAGGAACAGAUCGUGGCGCGGAAGCGGCAGCAGCGCAUGCGCGACUGUGUUUGCGAGCAGUGCGGCCGACACUUCACCGACCAGAGCAACUUCAAGUUGCAUAUGCUCCGGCACACGGGCAUAAGGAACUUUGCCUGCGAGGAGUGCGGAAGACGCUUCUACACCGACCACCUCCUGUCGUUGCACCAGAGAAUCGUACACAAUGGCGAGCGACCCUACGCCUGCCGAUACUGCACUAAGACCUUUCACAACAGCACCACCCGUGUGAUCCACGAGAGAAUUCACACAAAUGCCCGACCAUAUAGCUGCACCCACUGCAAUAAGACGUUUAGCUCGGCUUCAGGACGCAAGCGGCAUGAGCUGAUACACACCGGUGUAAGGGCCUAUUCCUGCUCAAUUUGCGAACAAUCCUUCCAGCGCAACACUCAUCUAAAGGCUCAUUUGCGAUCAAAAAUGCAUGCACUUCGGGCAGAGUCCAAUAAUAAAGAUGAACUCGAAUCGGACUGAAUAAAACUUUAAAUGUAAGAUUUAAAUUAUAAAAUUAUGAGGGAAUUUAGUUUGUUAUAACGUAAGUUGGUAUUAACUGAUAUAGUUAACUAAUAAGCUAC